This is a messenger RNA of Medicago truncatula (barrel medic), 396 nucleotides long. RefSeq names its product peptide methionine sulfoxide reductase B5. The coding region runs from base 1 to 396 and encodes 131 amino acids. Gene Ontology annotation, biological process: response to oxidative stress; protein repair. Lineage: Eukaryota; Viridiplantae; Streptophyta; Magnoliopsida; Fabales; Fabaceae. Gene Ontology annotation, molecular function: peptide-methionine (R)-S-oxide reductase activity. The record is from RefSeq and is a predicted model, not a curated record. The transcript has 3 exons.
AUGGCUAUGAAUCGUCGCAAAGAGAGAAGAAAACCCUAUUCAAAAACCAAAGCUAGGAAAAUAUUAGAGAUCCAAUUGAAGGGUACUGGAGAGUACAACAAGUUUUAUGAAGAAGGGGUUUACAAUUGUGCUAGAUGUGGAACUCCAAUUUAUAAGUCUUCUAUCAAAUUUGAUUCUGGUUGUGGUUGGCCUACUUUCUUUGAGGGUUUCCCUGGAGCUAUCAAUCGCUCUCCUAAUCCAGAUGGUAGGAGGACUGUGAUAACUUGUGCAACAUGUGGUGGGCACUUGGGUCAUGUAUUCAAAGGAGAAGAGUUCAAGGUUCCAACUGAUGAACGCCACUGUGUCAAUAGUGUUUCUGUCAAAUUUAUUCCUGGAAAUGCUACUUCUUCCAUAUGA